CGUUGCAAUACUGAAGUGCCACCAACUUGACUUAGGCGGCCAGUCUGUGAUUGACACAGGUGGCAAAACAGAAGCUCCAUUCGACGACGGGACUCUCUGGACUCCCCGAGAGCAUGGCCGAGCAGGUGGCGCGUGCCGUUCGCAGAAAAGACGGAUCGACGUCCCCCUCCCUCACCCGCAUCUCUGCGCUCCUCUUGCUACACGCACAUUGGCAAUCUAGGUCUCGUGAUUGGAACGACGCCGGCGCGCGAGCCAUCGAGAGUGGAGGACGGCAGCUAUGCAGCAUGACCAGGCUCGACUUGGUAAAUCCUUUGCAUGGGCGUCUCGAGAGAAGUCGAAGUCCUGUGCGCCGCACCAACCGCAACGAUAAACCAAUUCCACGUAGUUCUCCGAGCCACCGCAGAUCGUGCCAGGCUACAAUGGCGCCCCCUCCCACGAUGGACGACGAGGUCUCAACUCACCUUCGAUAUGAUGGCGCCAAGCCUCUCGUACGGCUCCGCUCUGCGUGGCUUGAUGGCUGGCUACUUGCGUGGAGGGUGGAUAUGCGGGGGACUGAAACGUCGAUGCUCAGAGAGACUGAUCAGUGAUCGAAGGGAGCCGACAAUGAUUCGGGUGGUGUUUUGAAAUGAUGUGUGGAGUAUCGAGCGCGCGGUAAGGUCGUGUGCCGCGGUGUAUGUGAGUUUUAUAUGGGUCGCUCGAU
Ceraceosorus guamensis is the source of this 700-nucleotide messenger RNA. RefSeq lists its product as hypothetical. NCBI's taxonomy places the organism in Eukaryota, Fungi, Basidiomycota, Exobasidiomycetes, Ceraceosorales, Ceraceosoraceae. Bases 114 to 587 code for a protein of 157 amino acids. The record is from RefSeq and is a predicted model, not a curated record. The transcript has a single exon.